Messenger RNA from Xenopus tropicalis (tropical clawed frog), 994 nucleotides. RefSeq names its product transmembrane protein 208 (gene tmem208). Bases 398 to 712 code for a protein of 104 amino acids. The transcript has 6 exons. Lineage: Eukaryota; Metazoa; Chordata; Amphibia; Anura; Pipidae. Gene Ontology annotation, cellular component: endoplasmic reticulum membrane. The record is from RefSeq and is a predicted model, not a curated record.
UUUGGUGGGGUGGAUGUAACGACGUUGAGGGAGUCGCCAAUAGCCAGAAUGUUAUUAUAACGUGUUAUAGAUGUUACAUAGGGUAUAACGCUCUAAGCCUCUACUGGAGUGUGGCUGGAACUGCACGCUAAUAACCACUAACACUCCUUGUGAAGUCGAAAGGGUUUGAAGGAUUUUUCUUGAUUGGUAAACACCCAAGGGUAAGGUUGGAACAAAAGGAAAGAAGCAGAUUUAUGAAGAAAAUAAGGAGACAUUGAGUUUCUACUUGCGCAUCAUCCUUGGAGCUACAGUGUUAUGCGGAGCAAUUAAUCUCGGAAUAUUUUACAGCUCUUCUAAUUUCUGGACGUGGGCAACACUGGUGUUCAGUGGGAUAGUGUAUGCUGGAGCUUAUCGUUCCAUGCGAAGCAUGGCCCAGGCAUCUUUUUCUGAAGAUGGAAGCCUUCUAGAUGGAGGAAUUGACCUGAACAUGGAGCAAGGAAUGGCAGAACAUCUGAAGGAUGUUGUGUUGCUGACAGCAAUAGUACAGGUCCUUAGCUGUUUUUCACUGUACUUCUGGUUCUUCUGGCUGUUGGCUCCUGGUCGUGCACUGUAUCUGCUCUGGAUUAAUGUUCUUGGUCCUUGGUUCACUGCUGAUAAUUCUUCUACAGUUCCGCAAGAGCAAAAUGAAAAACGACAACGACGUCAAGAACGAAGGCAAAUGAAGAGAUUCUGAUGUACUUUUUAAUAUCAUUGGAUUUGAAGAGUCUUAAGAUAACAGACUGUGUUUGCACACUAGGAAAAUGGAAACAGGGGACAUAUAUAAAAAAAUUAUAUAAACAAUAUAACAGCUGCUGUACCAUAAUUUUUAGUCUGCAGAAGCCAGUAUCAUAGGACUUCUGUGUGCAGGCCUUGCUGGAGAAUAUGCAAAUGGAGUUUUUUCAGAAACUGUUUACAUGCAGGUUUGCUUAUCAUUUUCAGACUGUAUUGAAAGCCAUAAAACCAUCAUUUAAUAUUA